Messenger RNA from Solea senegalensis (Senegalese sole), 2311 nucleotides. RefSeq names its product ubl carboxyl-terminal hydrolase 18-like. Bases 921 to 1928 code for a protein of 335 amino acids. Lineage: Eukaryota; Metazoa; Chordata; Actinopteri; Pleuronectiformes; Soleidae. Gene Ontology annotation, biological process: protein deubiquitination. The transcript is spliced from 10 exons. The record is from RefSeq and is a predicted model, not a curated record. Gene Ontology annotation, molecular function: cysteine-type endopeptidase activity; cysteine-type deubiquitinase activity. Gene Ontology annotation, cellular component: cytosol; nucleus.
CCGCGUCGCCCACCAGAGAAAAUCAUACGUUACACAGAACAAGAACAUUUCCCAAACUAUAUUUGCUUGUUUUCACUCGCGAGUUAGAAACCACCGACAUUUUAUUGCCGUCAAAAUUCUCCACAAACUCAGGACGACUCGUGUGUCAGUCUUUACAGACGUUCACGCCCACUUCACUUCAUAUGUUAUUGUUAUGAUUAUUAAUAUUGUUAUUAUUGUUAUUAUUAUUAUCAUUAUCAUUAUCAUUACAUAUCAUUACUGAGUGAACGUCUGCAGGGCCGAGGAUUUCUCAGUGUUUCCAUGACGAUGACAAAAAACAAGAAAUGAGUAAAGUUGGUCAGUGGCCAUUUUAUUAGGAACAGGAGACACCUGAUAAAUCUGAGCGCUUUCUAUCACGUUAAACUCAUCAGGUCAUUGACCUCUGACCUCUGACCUGGUUGACAGUUGUGUGUGUGUCACAGAAAUCACGUUCUUCUCCGUCCUGGUUCUCGGUUUUUGACCUCGGCGAGUCGUGUCCAUUUGGACAGGUGUACCUAAUAAAGUGAGUGUGUAAGAUAAUGGCGGCCAUUUUGACAGAAUCACAGGUGUAAAAGAGCUUUUAUAAUUUAAUAAAACUCAUUUUUUCUUAGUUUCCUUUAAAAGUUUAUUCAGACUGAAAGAAAAUAGAUGACAUUUAAAAAUAAGGUAAUUAGCUGUUUUCACUCUAGUUACAUACACACAUGAGUUACACACUCAAACUCAUGUUUUAAGUAAAAUGUUAGCUUCAAAAACCUCCCAUUAUAAAGUGUAGAUGACGUCAGCAGGGAAACGGAGCUGCGCAUGCGCAGUGUUUAGUUUCGUUUUCAGUGAAGCGGUGCAGUGACGCAGGAGACUGAGAAUGAAGUUAAAGUUGAGUGUGACACAGACAGACGUUCGUCCUCAUGUUCGUGUUGAGAGACUUUCUUCGCCGUGACGGAUCUCAUGCUGGAUUAACGAUGAGAGGCCUCAGAAACUACCGCCUGUCCUGCUGUGUGAACACGUUACUGCAGACGCUCUCUGCCACCUGGGAGCUGUCAGACCUGCUGCAGCAGUGGAACACAGCUGGCGUCAGGUCAGCGAGUCUGAAUGUUCCUCUGCAGCUGAAGACGCUUCUGCUCGCCAUGGCGAGCGACGUUCCUCAGCAGGUUUCUCAUCGAGACUUCCUCCACUGUCUGGACAGGAACGCCGUGUCACUGAACGUGCAGCACGACGCAGAUGAAGUGUUCCUCUCCAUCCUGAACUCCAUGUAUCAGCAGAUGGACGACAGAGAGCUGGCUCUUGAAAUCCAGGAUCUGUAUAAAGUGUCUGUGGAGACACACCUGCAGUGCCUGGAGUGCACGUCCGUGCAGACGCGCAGCAGCUACCUGCUCAGUUUGCCUCUGCGUGUGAAGGAAGAUCACAACCGUCUGGAAGAUUGUAUUUCCUCCUUCUUGGAGGUUCAUGAGCUGCGGGACAUAAACUCCUGCUUCUGUGCGCGCUGUGAAACCAAGACUCCGUCUAAACAGUGCGUCAAACUUCUCUCCCUGCCUCGUAUCGUGUGCAUGCACCUGAAACGCUUCAGAAAUCGCCAUGGUUACGCCCGAAAACUCAACUGCCUGGUAACUUUUCCAGAGACCCUUGACUUCUGUGAGAUGGCUAAAGACGGGUUCUCCGCAGACUUUGCUCAGAGUGAGUGCACAUACACUCUGUAUGCAGUCGUCGUGCACUGUGGAGAUGCCACGUUUGGCCACUACACGGCCUUCGUCCGUGACAGAGUGAACCAGGGCUGGUAUCACGCUGACGACAGCCACGUGGAGAGGUCUUCAUGGGCAGACGUGCAGAGAACAUACGGAAACGCAGUGUACAGCGGCACAGCGUACAUGCUCAUGUACAGACGUGACGAGAGGCAACAACCACAGUUAUCUGGCUGAUGAUGAACGAUGAAGAACAGAGGUGGAAACACCAGGAAAUCAUGAAUUUAACGUUUAUUUUCUUGAAAUAAUUUGAAUCAUCAUUAAUAGAAAUGUUGUAUUUUUCUGUGCUUUAUAUAUCUUUACAUAUCAAUCAUGACAACACCAGCUAUUUCUAGCCAGUAGGUGGCGUUGAAGACUUAAGUCAGAGCAGAGUUUUCCACUCUGAGACCACACACACACACACGCACACACACACACACACACACACAGUGUGUAGCAGCUCAGUGAUGUUCACUGAGGUUAAAGCUGCUGCAGCCUCUUCUUCAUCACAUGUGAAGAACACUCUGGUCUUUAAUGGGAGGAGGGAGGAGGCAGGAGGCAGGAGGGAGGAGGCAGGAGGC